UCUUACUUCCUUCAUGAGCCAACACCAACUGAGAUAAAAGAAACCAAUGGAGAUCAAGAAUUUCUACAAGAUCGCUACUAAAUACUCAAUACCCACAAUUACAAAUAUUGUUUGCACAAGUAAAAAUGGGAGAAAAUGAAUGGGUGAUGAAUGUGAAUCAAGAACUUCAGAACAUGGGUGAUUCAUCAUCAGAAAUGGAGCAGUGGAAAAAACGAUCAAUCUACCGUGUGCCCUCCUGUGUAACCGAUCUGAACAAAAGAGCCUACAAGCCGCAGUCGGUCUCAUUCGGGCCAUACCAUUAUGGAGAACCGAAUCUAGAGUCCAUGGAAGAGAACAAGCACCGGGCUCUCCUUCACUUUCUGAAAAGAUACAAGAAACCUUUUGAAUGCUAUGUGAAAGCUGUGAUGGAGGUUGUGGAGGAUCUGAAGCAUGCAUAUAGUGCACUGGAUCAGAAAUGGCAUCAAGAUACAAUGGGCUUUGUGAAGAUGAUGAUUUUGGAUGGAUGUUUUAUGCUCGAAAUCUUGCGUGCAGCGACUACUGACGAUGUUGAUUGUGAUAUUAAUGCUGCUGAUGCUAAUGUUGUUGAUGAUUAUGCUUCGAAUGAUCCGAUUUUCAGCAACCAUGGAAAGUUGUACAUCUUGCCUUACCUUAAACGCGACAUGCUCAUGCUCGAAAACCAGUUGCCGAUGUUGCUUCUAAACACGCUUGUCGCUGUUACAAAGGACGAAAACAAUCCAAACCAGCACGAUGAGGAAUGCGUGAACAAAAUGGUGCAAAAGUUCUGCUCUCCCUACUCUCGAAUCACGAAAAUGGGGAGAUCCCUGCAUCCCCUAGAUGUGUACCGAAGGAGCCUGCUAUGGGAGAACCCGCGUCACAAGAAGAAACCCGUCACCAAGUCAUACCACCAUUUAGUCAUCCAAGAAGGCGAUGAAAUCGUUAGAUCAGCAACAGAACUAUACGAAGCAGGAAUCCGCUUUAAAAAAUCCAAAACAAGAAGCCUAAAAGGCAUAUCAUUCAAAGGCGGUGUCCUCACGCUUCCUCCAGUCAUGGUGGAUGACGCAACCGAAUCGUUGUAUCUGAACCUGAUAGCGUUUGAACGACUCCAUGUUGGGGCUGGAAACGAGGUGACUUCUUACAUAUUCUUCAUGGAUAAUAUCAUUGAUCAUGCAAAAGAUGUUAGUCUGUUGCAUUCACAAGGUAUAAUUCAAAAUGCGAUUGGUAGUGAUAAGGCAGUGGCUAAACUGUUUAACUCCUUGUCCAAGGAUAUCACUUUGGAUCCAGAUAGUGCACUAGAUGUGGUUCAUAAACAGGUUCAUAAUUACUGCACCAAACCCUGGAAUGAGUGGCGUGCAAAUCUUAUACACACGUAUUUUAGGAGCCCGUGGGCGAUCUUGUCGGUUCUUGCAGCCGUUUUCCUCUUCGCACUCACUAUUAUUCAAACAAUCUACACUGUUUACCCGCAUGGUUAAUGUUAGAGUCAGUCGGUAUGGUUUCUUCAUGUAUGACAAAUAAACAUUACAGUAAUAUCGAUUUUCGGGGAAUAAUCAGAUUUUGCUUGUUGUCAUUGUAACACUUACAUGUAUAUCUUUUAAUAUUUUAUAAAAUUGAAGAUGUUAGAAACC
Molecule: messenger RNA, 1622 nt
Organism: Helianthus annuus (common sunflower)
Lineage: Eukaryota; Viridiplantae; Streptophyta; Magnoliopsida; Asterales; Asteraceae
Product: UPF0481 protein At3g47200
Exons: 2
Coding region: 126-1469 (447 amino acids)
Source: RefSeq, a predicted model, not a curated record